Rosa rugosa (rugosa rose) is the source of this 3202-nucleotide messenger RNA. Its product is annotated as receptor-like protein 7. Lineage: Eukaryota; Viridiplantae; Streptophyta; Magnoliopsida; Rosales; Rosaceae. Bases 113 to 3112 code for a protein of 999 amino acids. Gene Ontology annotation, molecular function: protein binding. The record is from RefSeq and is a predicted model, not a curated record. The transcript has a single exon.
AAUUGAAGCUGCCAAACAUGAAUGACUUGUGUCUAUUUAAGAACUUCAAUAUCUUAACUCCAUCUUGUGAAACCCAUAAACAUACAUAGACCAAAUACACCUUCUCACGAGAAUGGGAAUAUCGCGGUGCAACAUUUCUUUUCUGCAGCUCUUUCUUUUUCUGUUACUCAAUGUCACCCACUUCUUGUCAUUUGUGCAGACACUCUGCCAUGUUGAUGAGGGCUCUGCCUUGUUGCAAUUCAAGGAAAGCUUCAGUAUACACAAGUCUGCAUCUGAAAAUCCGUUUGCUUACCCGAAGGUUGCGUCUUGGACAAGAAAAGGUGGAGAGAGGAGCAAUUGCUGCUCUUGGGAUGGUGUUGAGUGCAAUGAGGAGACUGGCCAUGUUAUUGGCCUUGACCUCAGAAGCAGCUGUCUGUAUGGUUCUGUCAACUACAAUAGCAGCCUUUUCCAAGUACUUGUGCACUUGCAGAAGCUUGAUCUCUCGGAUAAUCACUUCAAUUUCUCAGAAAUACUAUCAACAUUAGGCCAUCUUACGAGUCUUGCAUAUCUUAACCUUUCAAAGUCCUCAUUUUCUGGUCUGAUUCCAACCGAAAUUUCAAAGUUAUCUAAGCUCUCUGCCAUUGAUCUCUCUUUCAAUUAUGAAAAUUCCACUGAUCAGUUGUUGAGACUAGAAGAGGCCAACCAGCUGAGAAGCCUGGUUCUAAACUUAACCCACCUAAAACAACUUCAUCUUAGUAGAGUUAACAUACCCUUCACUGUGCCUGAUGUCUUGGUCAAUGCAUCUUCUCUCACUUCUCUCCGCCUAGAAAACUGUGGGUUAAUUGGAGAAUUCCCUGUUGGCAUCUUCCAUCUACCAAACUUGCAGGUUCUUGAUUUGGACACUAACCAAGACCUGACAGGUCACUUUCCUGAUUUCAACAGGAGUAGUCCCUUGGAGUAUCUGAAUGUUGCGAGGACGAGUUUCUCUGGUUACUUACCUGCUUCACUCGGUAACCUUCGUUCCUUAAAAUUCUUGAACAUUGAGUAUUGUGAGUUUAACUCUCACCUUCCAUCUUCACUUGGCAAUCUUACCGAGCUCAAUUACCUUGAUCUUUCAUUUUUUUUCGACCGUAGUUUCACUCACUCAGACAUUUCACCAAACAAUUUUAGUCUCGUAGAUUCCUGGUCUUGCAUCGGAAAGCUUACCAAACUUCAGCACUUGGGCCUUGGCCAUACCUACUUGAAGGGAGAGUUUCCAACUUUUGUGGCUAACCUGACUCAACUAGAAGAGCUCAACUUGGGCAAUAACAAUAUAACUGGUGAAAUCCCAUCAUGGCUUACGAAGUUUACCAAAUUAACUCUUCUAAACCUUCGGUUUAACAAUUUGCAAGGAGCAAUUCCAAGGUCACUAUUCUAUCUUCAUAAUCUUGAACUUCUUGACCUUUCUUCAAAUAACUUAAUUGGAUCAGUUGAUUUUGAUACGUUUUUCAACCUCAAGAAGUUAAGGGUACUUAAGUUAUCAUUCAACAAGUUAUCUCUUCAAAUGAAAAGUAGUUUGAGUGCUACUGCUCCAAUGUUUGAAGUUCUGAAAUUAGGUUCAUGCAAUUUGACCGAGUUUCCAGAAUUUUUAAAGAAUAGUAGUAGAUUGGUUGAUCUAGACCUAUCUGACAACUAUAUUCAGGGCCAAAUACCGAAAUGGAUGUGGAGCUCAACUAGAGAAACCUUGUUGAGUCUUAACCUCUCUGGAAACUCUUUAUCUGGAUUUGACCAAAACCUUGUUGGUCUUCCAUGGAGGAAUCUCAAAGUUUUUCAGCUUGGGUUUAACAGGAUACAAGGAUCACUGCCAGCUCCACCAGCAACAAUCAAAAUUUAUUCUGUUCCAAACAAUGUUUACAGUGGAGAAAUGUCAGCAUCAUUUUGCAACUUGAGUUCUCUACUUAUUCUUGAUUUGUCCAACAACAACUUGAGUGGCCUGAUUCCACAAUGCUUGGGUAACUCAGGUGCUUUGGAGAUAUUGAACCUGCGGAAUAACUCAUUUCAGGGCCAAAUUCCUCCAAUGUGUACCAACGGAAUUAGUUUUAAAUCGGUCGACUUAAGUGAAAAUAUGUUGCAGGGCGAGCUACCAAUAUCUAUGGCCAAUUGUACUCGGCUAGAGUUUCUUAAUUUGGGAAAGAAUCAGAUUAGUGGCAUCUUACCAACUUGGUUAUGGGAUCUUCCAGUUUUAAGGGUUCUCAGGUUGCGGUCCAAUAGAUUUUAUGGCACAAUUGUCGCGGCUCCAACAAACCUCGGGUCCUCAAUAGAGUUGUGCAUCAUUGACUUAUCUCACAAUUCUUUUUCAGGUACGCUGCCAAUCCUGCCACACAACUAUGAGGUGUACUGGAAUUGCCUCGAAUCGGUUGGCGGUAUUUAUGAAGAGUCGACAAUGUUCCAAGAUACUUACAGAGUUGGUGCUGUAACGUAUCAUUAUGAUUACUCGAUGUCAAUAUCUGGCAUAGGUGUUGUGUUGAAACCUUUGAAGUACGCCGAUUCUCCUUACUUCAAAGUCAUAGAUCUCUCAAGUAACAAAUUUGAAGGAGAGAUUCCAACCAUUGUGUACGAGUAUCUGGUGGGGCUUCAAUUGCUUAACCUCUCCAACAACAUUCUCAUUGGUAGUAUCCCUUCAUCUAUAGGGAACUGGACUGGACUUGAAUCAUUGGAUCUCUCCAAUAACCAUCUUUCAGGAGAGAUACCCAGAAGUCUAGAACAACUCACUUCCAUUUCGGCGUUUAAUGUAUCCCACAACCAUCUAAGGGGGCCUGUACCACAUGAAAACCAAUUCCGUACGUUUGAGAGAAGUUCGUAUCUAGGAAACCCGAGUUUGUGCGGAUUUCCUUUGCAAGUGAAAUGUGAAGAUUCUGAGACUUCAAAGUCACAACCUCCAGGCUUUAUUGAAGAAGAUCACCAAGACCCUGAUUAUCCAUUUGAAUGGCGUGUAUUCUUCCCUGCAGGACUUGCAAGUGGGUUGGUUGUUGGAUUUGUUGCUGGGAACACUUUAACAACCAAUAAGCAGCAAUGGUUCGUAGAGAAAUUUUGCAAGAGGAGGAGGCACCCAAGACGCACAAAUAAGGGGAGAAGGGCGCACAGAAAUUUUUAAUUUUUAGUCUUUGUAAACAUAACUAGUCUUUUGAUCUUGUGUAUAUUGGAAGAUUUUCUGUGUAAUUUAUAUUUGCCUAUUUCUUUUUUA